CCAGCGCGCUCUUUCGGAUAGGCUAUGCGGCACGGGGGGUGCUACCGUGCACUGUUUUUAACCUCCCGCCACCUGUUUCAUCUCCCUCCGUACCUUAUCCUGCGCACACCUCCGCCAUGGCAAUGCUCGCAUUUCCAAAAGCCCUCUCCGCUAUAAAAACCCACGGAACUCAUUUCCCGUUUUUCUACGGCCUAAACCAAAACCCUAGCCGAUUAUCCAAGCUCCUCCCUCGCUGUUCCUCACCUCUGUUCAGGAAAACCGGAGUCUUAGCAGUAAGCACUUCCACAACAUCUCCCCGCCAAACGGAAGAACCGAAACCAAACGCCGCAGCUUCCAUCCCCACGUUUCAGCAGGCGAUUAAGCGUCUCCAGGACUAUUGGGCUUCUGUCGGAUGUGCUGUAAUGCAAUGUAGCAACACGGAGGUUGGAGCUGGAACUAUGAAUCCCCUGACUUUUUUGAGAGUUCUCGGUCCGGAACCAUGGAAUGUUGCGUACGUGGAACCCAGCAUACGACCAGACGAUAGUCGUUAUGGGGACAACCCGAAUAGGCUCCAACGCCACACUCAGUUCCAGGUUAUAUUAAAGCCAGAUCCUGGAAAUUCACAAGACCUUUUUAUUCGGAGCUUAUCCGCACUAGGUAUUAAUGUGAAUGAACAUGAUAUACGUUUUGUGGAGGACAACUGGGAAAGUCCGGUUCUUGGGGCUUGGGGAUUGGGCUGGGAAAUUUGGAUGGAUGGGAUGGAGAUUACACAAUUCACAUACUUCCAGCAGGCUGGAAGUCUUCAAUUGCUGCCCAUUUCUGUGGAAAUUACUUAUGGCCUUGAGCGUAUCCUCAUGUUGCUUCAGGGGGUUGAUCAUUUCAAGAAAAUUCAAUACGCUGAAGGAAUUACUUAUGGUGAACUGUUUUUGGAGAAUGAGAAGGAAAUGAGUGCAUAUUAUUUGGAGCAUGCUGCAGUUAAUAAUAUCCAAAAACACUUUGAAAUUUUUGAAGAAGAAGCUCGCUCCUUACUUUCAUUGGGCCUUGCAAUUCCUGCGUAUGACCAGCUUCUAAAGACUUCUCAUGCUUUCAAUAUUUUGGAUUCAAGAGGAUUUGUUGGUGUAACUGAACGGGCUCGAUAUUUUGGUCGCAUGCGCAGUUUAGCCCGCCAAUGUGCACAACUUUGGGUAAAGACAAGAGAGUCUCUUGGGCAUCCACUAGGGUUCUUUACUGAACCCAAUAAUCUCAUUUGCUCCAAAGAAAUUCUUCAGGCAGAAAUGCGGAAGGUAACUGAGGAUCCAAGGAUAUUUGUUCUUGAAAUUGGAACAGAAGAGAUGCCACCUCAAGAUGUAAUUGACGCAAGCCAGCAGCUUAAAAGUUCAAUCAUACAAUUACUAGAAAAACAAAGAGUGAGCCAUGGGGAGGUGUUGGCAUGUGGUACUCCACGCAGAGUAGUGGUUCUUGUCGAGGGGCUUAGUUCUAAGCAAUUGGAAAAUGAAGUUGAGGUUCGGGGACCUCCAGUGGCGAAGGCAUUUGACCAACAGGGAAAUCCUACUAAGGCUGCUGAGGGUUUUUGCCGCAAAUAUUGCGUACCCCUGGACUUUCUUUUUAAGAAAGCUGAUGGGAAGAUGGAGUAUGUUUAUGUUCAUUUGAAGGAAUCUGCGCGACUUACCUUAGAGGUAUUGGCUGAAGAUUUGCCUGAUAUUAUAGCUAAAAUUUCAUUUCCAAAGACAAUGCGUUGGAACUCCCAGAUCAUGUUUAGUAGGCCUAUUCGCUGGCUUUUGGCACUCCAUGGAGAUGCAGUUGUGCCAUUUACGUUUGCAGGGAUUUUGAGUGGAAAAGAAACAUGUGGCCUGCGGAAUUCUUCUUCAGCUAUUAUUGAGGUACAAAGCGCAGAGUCUUAUUUAGAUAAUAUGAAGAAAGCAGGAAUUUUGAUUGAAAUUGAGGACCGUAAGAAAAGAAUUUUACAGCACUCCAAUUCUUUAUCUGGAAGUGUUGGUGGGAAUCUUAUUGUUCAGAAUAAUUUACUUGAGGAGGUUGUGAAUCUUGUUGAAGCACCAGUUCCAAUACUUGGGAGGUUUGACGAAACCUUCUUAGAGCUUCCAGAAGAUUUACUAAUCAUGGUUAUGCGCAAGCACCAGAAGUAUUUUCCUGUGGCCAAUAAAUCUAAUGGGAAGCUCCUACCAUUCUUCAUUGCUGUGGCUAAUGGAAUAAUUGAUGAGAUGGUGGUACGAAAAGGGAAUGAAGCUGUACUCAGAGCUCGCUAUGAGGAUGCUAGGUUUUUCUAUAAGGUGGACACAAAUAAAAAAUUUGCUGAAUUUCGAGGUCAACUGAAUGGGAUUCUUUUUCAUGAGAAGCUUGGAACGAUGCUGGACAAGAUGGUACGUGUCCAAAAGACUGUUGGUAAAUUAAGCUUGGCUAUGGGCAUGGAUGAAAAUGUGUUCCCUGUUGUUCAAGAUGCUGCAGCAUUGGCUAUGUCAGAUCUUGCUACUGCUAUUGUUACUGAGUUCACCUCCCUUUCUGGAAUAAUGGCACGCCAUUAUGCUCUGAGGGAUGGUCACUCAGUUGAGAUUGCAGAGGCCUUAUUUGAAAUUACACUGCCAAGGUUUUCUGGGGAUAUACUUCCAAAAACUGACGCAGGGAUUGUGUUAGCAAUUGCUGACAGACUAGACAGUCUGGUUGGCUUAUUUGGAGUCAGCUGUCAGCCAAGUUCCACAAAUGAUCCUUUUGGCCUGCGAAGAAUCUCUUAUGGGCUUGUCCAAGUGUUGGUGGAAAAUAACAAGAACUUGGAUCUAAGAAAUGCUUUGAGACUUGCAGCAGAUGUUCAGCCAAUGGGGGUCGAUACCGGUAUUAUAAAUGAUGCACAUCAAUUUGUCACGCGGAGACUAGAGCAACUUCUGGUGGAUAAGAGGAUAAGUUCUGAAAUAGUCCGUUCUGUUCUUUCAGAGCGUGCAAAUUGGCCAUGCCUGGCUGCACAGUCAGCUGUUAAAAUGGAUGCCUUGUCCAGAGGUGAGCUUUUCCCAAAAGUUGUUGAAGCAUAUUCGCGACCAACAAGAAUUAUCCGCGGGAAGGAUUUGGAUGUUGAUAUGGAGUAACAAAGAAUUUUAUUAAAGAGAGCGCUGAGAAAGAUGGUGCAAAAAAGCUACUAGCCAAAAAAGGAAAGGAGCACUCUUUCAACAUUACCAUACUAGUGACCCACUCCGCCCUAUUGCUCUCAUUUCUAAAGCAUGUCUCAUUCAUUUCUCCCCAAAUAGUCCAUAUGCCAGCCAACAAACGAGCCUUCUCGUAGUCACACCCUAGAUACACCUGUUUCCAGAGAGACUCUUAAGAUCAGAGUCUCUUUCUUAAACAUAUUCUUUAAAGAGCCCUAGCUUGCAUUGGGAGACCCACUCCAUGCCAAGCCAUGAAUAGCCUGCCAACUGAACUUGGCAUUGUCCAAGCGAUAUUGAAACUCCUAAGAAAGCCGUCCCAAACUUGACGCCAACUGAUAUUUUCUUAAAGUUAUUAGUGGUCCUGCAGUAAUGGAGAUUGGAGCAUCCUAUGCAAACAAUAAUUUUCAUUUUAACCACUUUUUGCAACCUUAAGUUUUGAACAUUACCUUAGUAGUAACAGCAAGUAGAUCCAACCAUAGAAAUAGUAUUCUUGAGAAACUCUUUUGGUCAUGUAAAUGAGAAACUCUUUUCUUUGAGCUAAAGAGGUAUGUUUGACACUUUGAAAAAUGAGAUAUUGUUUGUGAUUUUUGAUUAUCGUUCAUGUGGAUCUAUUCAUUAUAAGUAUCUUUUACAUUCCAACUAAUAGUAUACUUU
Molecule: messenger RNA, 3782 nt
Organism: Magnolia sinica
Lineage: Eukaryota; Viridiplantae; Streptophyta; Magnoliopsida; Magnoliales; Magnoliaceae
Product: glycine--tRNA ligase, chloroplastic/mitochondrial 2
Exons: 34
Coding region: 117-3071 (984 amino acids)
Biological process (GO): glycyl-tRNA aminoacylation
Cellular component (GO): cytoplasm; chloroplast stroma; mitochondrion
Molecular function (GO): ATP binding; glycine-tRNA ligase activity
Source: RefSeq, a predicted model, not a curated record